Messenger RNA from Malassezia restricta, 1419 nucleotides. Its product is annotated as ribosome biogenesis protein SSF1/2. Gene Ontology annotation, cellular component: preribosome, large subunit precursor. Gene Ontology annotation, biological process: rRNA processing; ribosomal large subunit assembly. The record is from RefSeq and is a predicted model, not a curated record. Bases 1 to 1419 code for a protein of 472 amino acids. Lineage: Eukaryota; Fungi; Basidiomycota; Malasseziomycetes; Malasseziales; Malasseziaceae. The transcript has 3 exons. Gene Ontology annotation, molecular function: rRNA binding.
AUGGUGGGCAAGAAGAGAAGAAAGACAAGAACUCAUCUGAAAGGUCCGAUCAGCAAUUCUCAGACUGAUUCGCGAGCGCCCAAGAGCUUUGUGAUUCGUGGAGGCCGUGUGGGUAAGAGUGUGACAACGCUCGUUCGCGAUGUGCGACGGAUCAUGGAGCCGAAUACGGCAACGCGUCUCCAGGAGCGCGAGAAAAACAAGCUGCGUGACUAUCUGACGAUGGCCGGACCGCUGGGUGUUUCUCACAUGCUCAUAUUUAACCAAAGCGAUGCAGGCAUCAAUAUGCGAGUUUUGCGAUGCCCACGGGGACCGACUGUCACUUUUCGCGUCAACAAAUACUCACUGGCGAGUGAUAUCAUGCACAGCUCGAGGCGGCCCAUAGCGCCAGGCACAGAAUUCACGACGCCACCCCUGCUGGUGCUGAACAACUUUAGUGGAGAGGAACGGCAUCUCAAGUUGCUCGUGUCCGUUUUUCAAAACAUGUUUCCGCCGCUGCAUGUACAUUCCAUGCGCUUAUCACAGGUGCGACGUGUCGUACUCCUGAACUACAAUGCUGAUACCAAGACCAUCGACUGGCGCCAUUACCUGAUUUCUGUUCGCCCCGUUGGCGUGUCCCGUUCCGUCCGCCGUGUAAUUGAAGGAAGCACGCGUCCAUCCUCUGCGUCAUCGGGUAGUGUCACGGGACAUGGAAGUGAACACAAACGGCACGGUCGAGCGCUGGUCAACCUCGGUAAUGCGACAGACAUUGCCGAGUACGUCAUUCGUGGAAGUCAGGCGGCUGGUGGCGAAGAUACCGAUACAAGCGAGGCAGAGUCAGAACUUGAGGACAUGGCCGAUCCACAGAAUGCUGUGCAACUCUCGCAGAACUAUGUGGGCCGCGGCAAUGCGGCCAAUGCGCAACGUGCUGUCCGUCUGCGUGAAAUUGGACCUCGUAUGGAGUUGCGCCUCGUCAAGGUGGAGGAGGGUCUGAACGGCAGUUCCGUGCUGUACCAUGACUAUGUGCAUAUGAGUGCGUCAGACGUUGCAAAGCAGACGCGCGACAUCACUGCGAAACGACAGCUUGCUGCGGAGCGCCGUGCCGAACAGGAACGCAAUGUCGAGCGCAAGAAGCAGGCCAAGGCGAAAAAGAGGGAGCCACACCCCGCAGAAAAUGAACCUGAAGAAGAAGAAGACGAAGCGGACGAUCAAGAUGACUUUGAGUACGAAGACGCCGCCGCCGGUGCACCAGCCAAUGACACUGCUAUCGCGCAGGACAUUCUGGGCAGCGAUGAAGAACUCUUUGAUGAGGGCGACGAAGAAGAAGAGGAUGCGGCCCAGUCAGACCAAGAAGAUAGUGACCUCGAGCCUAUUCCGCUAGGCGAGGUCGAGCACGAUGCGCCUGUUCGCCGCCGCCAGGCACCGUCCAAGCGGCGUCGUUAG